Molecule: messenger RNA, 1050 nt
Organism: Metarhizium brunneum ARSEF 3297
Lineage: Eukaryota; Fungi; Ascomycota; Sordariomycetes; Hypocreales; Clavicipitaceae
Source: RefSeq, a predicted model, not a curated record
AUGAGUAUCUUUGACAACGAUUCUCUCCUCAAAAAAUUUUACGAUAAUGCUGCUCAUCAGGAUGAAUUCGCAAGCAACGCGUUCUGGACAAAAUUCCUUACCCACUAUGUCUUCAACGAAAUAGAGUGGCAUGUCUUUCAAGAGAUGCCUCCUAAAGACCAUCAUGACCAGACGCGAUUCGACAUCGGCGUUGUGUACUUGGAGCUGACAUGCAAUGUACUUGCAUUUCGCCUGACUGCAGAGGGUAAAAAAAAUAAGUCCGGGAAGGAAGAUAUUAUAACGGCAGAACGCCACGCUUAUAGAAAGUCUCUGACCUACUUGCGUGAGAAUCAAAUCCCAUCCCUCUGGGUGAUGACCUACUUCGGCACUCAUGCUCGGUUGUGGUUCUGCAGUCUUGACGGUCCCGGUGCGCUGGAACUUUUCUAUCCGCUGGCGGGGGAAAUGGGGCAGAAAAGUGCCUACCCUGAAUUUCGUGCGAACGAACAAGGCUUCAGAUGGGCUUUCAAUUGCGUCAAGUCUAUCCAAUAUCCAGAUUCUGGUAAAAUCGCCGAGUUGUACACUCAAUCGGAGAGUCUCAUGGGCCUAUCUUCGGUGGGCAUGUCUCAAACAACACCAAGCACAACGUACCAAACAUACGACUAUCCAGGCGGCGAUCCUACCAGCCAAUCGAAGCAAGCGUCCUCAAGUACCGCUUCAGCGCAGGUGCCAACUACGAGCUUUUCUAUAACUAGCUUUGAUCAGCCAGUUAUCUCACAACAUUAUGGGACAACCCCGAUGGAGACAGAUGUCGAUGAACCUCAGGACCAGUCAGCCAGCAACAAUACGGCAGCCCCAUCCCAAAUGCAGGGUCAAUGGUUUAGCAGUGACAGACCUCCUUGUGAAAUCGAAGUGUUGAGGAGACGGGGCCAUCCGAUACAUAACUUAGUGUUCAAGGAUAGGAAGAAGAAUCCCGUAACUGCAAGACGUGAGGAUUUUGUGAGGGCUACACAUCCCGAUGGGCGUCGGGUACCCCAAACAUUGAACUUGCCGUGGGAAUGUCAGGCCCGCUAG